This is a messenger RNA of Aspergillus novofumigatus IBT 16806, 666 nucleotides long. RefSeq lists its product as uncharacterized. Bases 1 to 666 code for a protein of 221 amino acids. Lineage: Eukaryota; Fungi; Ascomycota; Eurotiomycetes; Eurotiales; Aspergillaceae. The transcript is spliced from 3 exons. The record is from RefSeq and is a predicted model, not a curated record.
AUGUCCUUGACGCCGCACUCAAAAAUGCAGCAGAGACGCUCAUUCAGUGCCUCCAGACAAUGCCAGAGCUGCAGGGAGCUAAGGUUGCAAUUGUCGGAGGGAUGGCAACUACCGGCGAACCCACGUGAGUGGACUGAAGAACCAGCUCUACCAAAUUGUGCUAAUGAGGGCAUACAGGAUGUGGAUGUUCUACUUUUCAGGCCUGACCGUCCCAUUAACUACCAAUUGAUGCGCAAGGAGUUGGUCUCCCGGUUUUCAGGUCUGUUCAAGGAGCGCGCAGAGCCUAUGUUCUUCAAAUACAAACAUACAGACGAGCUUAAGAACAGACAUAAGGCCAAAUGUUCGUACCUAGUGCAGGUGGACAUUAUUCCAGGCUAUUUGGCAAUGGCGCUGGAAGACGUGGGCCCAGACCAUCUGCCUUUUGUGGACCCGUUGGACCUUCUUGCCUACAAGGUCCAUUACUCCAGUAUGCGUUCCUGUCUCGACAAACGAAAACAGGACGCCGAGGACGCGGUGAGGCUCUGGCAAGCUUAUUACGGCGAAGAGUAUGUUCCGCUGAGCGAAGGACAGCGACUCGCCAUCGCUUCGGGGGUGGAUCUGAUGGCGGAAUAUUCCAAGUGGUGUAGCUGGAGAAAGUGGAGGCUGAGACAAUGGGUAAAUGCGUGA